Aureobasidium pullulans EXF-150 is the source of this 4393-nucleotide messenger RNA. Its product is annotated as UDP-Glycosyltransferase/glycogen phosphorylase. Lineage: Eukaryota; Fungi; Ascomycota; Dothideomycetes; Dothideales; Saccotheciaceae. The record is from RefSeq and is a predicted model, not a curated record. The transcript has 2 exons. The coding region runs from base 350 to 4180 and encodes 1276 amino acids. Gene Ontology annotation, molecular function: hexosyltransferase activity; UDP-glycosyltransferase activity. Gene Ontology annotation, biological process: carbohydrate metabolic process.
UUUAUGGGCGGAAUCUGGCUGUAGGAUCGGACGAUAUUUUCAAGAAGCCGCAAAAGACCUGGUGAAAUAGCAAGAGCUUUGAGUUGUCGCUGGAUCUUCUCUGAAUCGUCGCUGACAUCGUGCAGUCUGAUAACUGGUAAGUGAGUCUGCUUGAGGCAUAGAGAGUAGAACUCGUGGGCGCCAGAUAACAAAGCUUUGAACGCUGUAUAAACAAACCUCGUUGGCUUGUAUUAACCUGCGAGCGCGCCCGCCUGGAAACAUCAACUACACGGCACUCGAGUGCCUGACAGUUACAACAAGACUCAGAACACAAAGUGUCAUGGCGGAACAAAAGACACCCAGCGCUACCAUGGCCGAAAUACCAUCGACCAUGGUUGCCCAAGCAGCAGCUGCUGCACAGGCAACUGAACAUGAAGACGGCCCGGACCCCUCAAGGGUAGCCCAAUACCUCAAUCCGAACACGACAGACGAGAACCUACCACCCCCAGCAUACGGCGAUACAUACGGCGAUGUCAGCUCCAACGACGGUGGACUGGGCACCAAAGCUACUCUUCGCUCGGAUGGACGAGUCAACAUCAACAUCAACCAAACGUCUCGCCAUCUCUCCAACUUGCUCGUACCUGCCCUGCGAAGUCAACUCGACCUUGCCGAUACUACACAAGUCCCUCCUCCGUAUAUUCCCACCUCGCUUGGUGGAGCUCCUGGCCAACCGCCGCCGCCACCGCUAAACGUCGUCAUCCACGUUGUUGGUUCUAGAGGAGAUGUGCAACCCUUUGUUGCCCUUGGAAAGGUGCUCAAAGAUCAAUAUGGCCACCGCGUACGCCUGGCAACACAUCCAGUCUUCAGAGACUUUGUCACAGAGAAUGGUCUCGAAUUCUUCAACAUCGGAGGUGACCCCUCAGAGCUGAUGGCAUUCAUGGUCAAGAAUCCCGGUCUGAUGCCUGGAUUUGACGUUCUUAGAUCUGGAGAUGUUGGCAAGAGACGCAAAGAGAUAUCGACCAUGAUCAAAGGUUGUUGGAGAAGUUGUAUCGAAUCAGGAGAUGGCACCGGAGUCGCUGCAGACGACAAUACAACAGAAGAAUGGAUGCGUAAUACUGAUGCAUCAGACAAGCCCUUCAUCGCUGACGCCAUCAUCGCCAAUCCUCCGUCCUUUGCUCAUAUCCACUGUGCUGAGAAGCUGGGAUGCCCCUUACAUGUCAUGUUUACCAUGCCAUACUCUCCGACACAGGCUUUCCCUCAUCCACUGGCCAACAUCCAGUCAACCAAUGCCGACCCUCACCUUACCAACUUCAUCAGUUAUACCCUUGUCGAGAUGUUGACUUGGCAAGGUUUGGGUGAUGUGAUCAACAGAUUCAGAGUCAAGGAUCUGUCUUUAGAUCCGAUCAGCUUGAUUUGGGCGCCCGGUAUGCUGACAAGACUGCGUAUCCCACAUACCUACUGUUGGUCACCAGCCUUGAUUCCAAAGCCUAAAGAUUGGGGCAACCAGAUUUCCAUCUCCGGAUUCUACUUCCUUUCGUUGGCUUCGAACUUCACACCUCCUGCUGAUCUGAAGGCCUUCUUGGAUGCCGGACCGCCACCCAUCUACAUUGGAUUUGGUUCAAUCGUUCUUGAUGAUCCCAACGGAAUGACCAAACUGAUUUUCGAUGCUGUCCGCAAGACUGGCCAGCGUGCCCUUGUUUCAAAAGGCUGGGGUGGCUUCGGUGCCGACGAGCUCGGUAUUCCCGAGGGUGUCUUCAUGCUUGGUAACGUGCCUCAUGACUGGCUAUUCAAGCAUGUCUCUUGCGUAGUUCAUCACGGAGGUGCCGGAACCACUGCUGCCGGUAUUGCAUGUGGUGUCAGCACGGUCAUUGUGCCAUUCUUUGGAGAUCAACCUUUCUGGGGAGCUAUGGUAGCCAAAGCUGGUGCUGGUCCAGAUCCCAUCAACCACAAGGACUUGACUGCGGAUAACCUAGCCGAAGCUAUUAACAAGGCUCUCGAACCUGCGACCAGAGAACGUGCUCAGGAUCUAGCUAACAGUAUCAGCCACGAAAAGGGUACUGAAUCUGGUGCUCAGAGCUUCCACCAAUUCCUGGAAGUCGACAAGCUGAGAUGCAGCAUAGCACCCAGCAAGGCAGCCGUUUGGCGCCUGAAGAGGACUGAAGUUCGCCUGAGUGCCUUGGCAGCGACCACAUUGGCCACUGAGGGGCUGCUUGACUUCAAAGACCUCAAGCUGUACCGCGCAAGGGAAUACGAAGCAGAUGAAGGACCACCAGAGCCCAUCUCAGGUGGUGCCGGUGCUCUCACUGGUACAAUCAGUACCAUGAUGAUGGGUGUCGCUGAUUUCCCUGUCGCUGCUUUGAAGGCGUUGCGCAUUCAUCCUGAUGCUGUUCCUAACAAGACCAAAACAGACCCUCAGGCUAUCUCACAAUCAGGAUGUUCUGGGCAGCAGUCAAGCCAACCUGAAUCCUCCACGAGAGAAUCCGCUGUAUCUAGUCCCAGCAGGCCGUCCUCACCUACUCGAGGUGCGAGUGCAGGCGCGACCUUUAAUCUCGACGAAUCGCUUGCAAAGAUGGGCUCUCCUCAUCUGACCGCCGAGGACAAGAACGAUAAAGAAAAACGCAGUCGCUCUUCGUCGCUUGCUGCUGCACUCCAGGGCCGUCUCGGCGGCCAAUUGCGUCAUCGUUCUUGCUCUCGUAGUGGCUCUAACUCCAGAUCUUCGAGCCCACACAGAACCAACACAACACAGUCUCAAGCGUCGGCUCAAUCGCAAUCGCAAGGUGGAGAGACAAACAUUAGAGAGGUUAUUGAUGCUGCAUUUGGCACCAGUAAGGGUGUCUCGAGAAUUGUUGGCGCUGGUUUCAAGUCGCCUAUGGACUUCACACACGCUCUUGCCAAGGGCUUCCAUAAUGCCCCGAAACUCUACGGAGAUGAGUCAGUCAGGAAACCCGAUCGUAUUACCGACUUCAGGUCUGGUCUCAGAGCAGCCACCAAGGAGUUUGGAUACGGUAUGUUCGAUGGCAUCACCGGACUGGUCACACAGCCCAUGGAAGGCGCAAAGAAAGAGGGUGCUGCCGGUUUCCUCAAAGGAUUUGGAAAGGGUAUUGGUGGUAUUGUGCUCAAGCCAGGUGCAGCCAUCUUCGGCAUACCGGCCUACACUAUGAAGGGUGUCUACAAGGAGCUCCAGCAGUUGUCCGGAUCUUCGGUUCAGAACUACAUCAUCGCAGCUCGGACGGCACAGGGUUACGAUGAAUGGCAUAGGUCGAGUGCUCAAGAACGUCAAGAAAUCAUCAGACGCUGGAGAAUAGUUGAAUCCGAGGUCAAGAAGAAGAGAUUCAUCCAUGAACAGUUCCAAGACAUGCUUAAGAAGCAAUGGGAUGGUAACGGUAAUAAUGGCCAGGGCAAAGCGAGAACGGGUACACAAAGCGAAAUCUCGACGCCGACUGUCGAGGUCACACAGCACUCUACUGAGCCUCCGAAGUAUGAUGACUUGCAAUUCACUCGUGGUGCGAGUGGCAAUGACUUAGAGAGAGCCAUCCAAACAUCGGUCGCUGACACCAGUCGUGGCGAUCCCGAGCAGGACGCUAUGAUCGAGCGUGCCAUCCGGGCCAGUAUUGCGGAAUUGACUUCUGGUCAGAACGCUCCUAGCGGUGGUGAAAACAACGACGACGAAGAUGAGAUUCUCAGAAAGGCUAUCGCGGCUAGUCUGGUAGACCACGAUGGACAACAACCCCCAGCUUAUCAAGAGGCAUCGUCUGAGCAUGAUGAGGAAUUGGCAGCAGCUCUCAGAGCUAGCAUGGCAAACGAAGGACACAAGGACAAGCGUGCCAAGCGUCAAGGCCACUCCACAGACAGCGAAUGGGACACCAACUCUAGCGAAGGCGACGACGAGUUCCGUCUUGCUGUAAAGGCCUCUCAGGAUCAGCAUUCGCAACACCAACAGCGCGAUGACGAUGCAGAGCUACAACGCGCAAUCAGCCAAAGCCAAGAAGCCCACAAAGAAGCCACAAGCGCUGAAGAGGAAGAAAGAGUCGUCAUGGAGUAUGUGAAGAAGCAGAGUUUGCUCGAAGAAGAACAUCGCCGUACCGCAAACAAGGGCAAGGGCAAGAUUGAGGAGAACAACGAUGAGGAAGAUGAUGAAGAUUUCAAGAGAGCUAUGGAGAUGAGCUUGCAGCAGGAGGGCAAGAAGGGCGGAAGAGCUUGAAUUGGGAUUAUGACUUGAUGAGAAACAUAGCAAGAUACCCCUUUUUUCCUAUUAUACAUGAUAUUUCACCGCAAAAGACUUUGGAGGCAAACUUUUCUGCAUUCAGUCUCAGCCAAGCAUCUUUGUGUUUGUCUAAGGGUGUUUCAAAAUGUGUCUCACUUUCAGAUCUCCAGACAAACAACACGCGCGACUUUAUAUAGUCUUGCUCUCGAC